AUGUCUUUCCCAUUUGCCCUGUUAGAGCAAGGGAACCUCUUUCUCCGUCGCACUAAGCCCGAACCACCUCCUCCAUCACAGGCUGAGGGCGUCCUUGCGCAGACAACAAUUGACGAGAUAGCUGCUAGGGAGCUCAAAGAUAACCAGAACAAUCAGGAUGGCGACGACUACAAUGGGCUGUAUAGUAGUGACGUCGAGAUCUUCGAGGAACAUGUUGACGGAACAGAAGUUAUGAUCAACGCUCGCGGUCGCGGCAACGAAGUCCAAAACACAACCGCCAGCAACAUCGACGAGGUCAGCGAUGGGGAUAGUGCCUUUAAUGACCAUACUCCAUCCAACAUGCACCAAGAUGGGAUUCCAAAUCAGAAUGAUCGUAUCCAGAUUCGUGAUCACCAUCAGAAUCUCCCGAGAAGACAAGAAGAGCUGGUAGCACAUAACAGGGACGAAGUCGAUGAAAAACCGGAGAACGAAAUUAAAUUUGAACCCACUGCGGGCAACUAA
Messenger RNA from Lindgomyces ingoldianus, 501 nucleotides. RefSeq lists its product as uncharacterized. The transcript is spliced from 2 exons. Bases 1 to 501 code for a protein of 166 amino acids. The record is from RefSeq and is a predicted model, not a curated record. NCBI's taxonomy places the organism in Eukaryota, Fungi, Ascomycota, Dothideomycetes, Pleosporales, Lindgomycetaceae.